Cajanus cajan (pigeon pea) is the source of this 681-nucleotide messenger RNA. RefSeq lists its product as uncharacterized. The record is from RefSeq and is a predicted model, not a curated record. Lineage: Eukaryota; Viridiplantae; Streptophyta; Magnoliopsida; Fabales; Fabaceae.
AUGCAAUCCCCCCUUUUAGACCAUUGGAAGUCCCUCCCGAUAGAUAAAUAUGACGGGACCACUGACCCCGACAAGCACGUCGAUAUUUUCCUCACCCAAGUCACCUUGAGCACUACUGACGACGCCGCCCUAUGUCGUAUUUUCCCAACAUCCCUGAAAGGAAGGGCAUUGAGUUGGUUCACUCGUCUCCUGGCCAACUCGAUCGACUCUUUCAACACCCUGGCAUCCCGGUUCACCAUCCAGUUUGCCACCAGCCGACCCCACCAUCUGACUUCCCUUGCGCUGGUGAGCAUAAGGCAAGAGAAGAAGGAAUCCCUUCGGACUUUCAUGAGCCGAUUUAAUAAAGCGGCCCUUGAAAUUCGAGAUCUCAAUCCGGCUGUCGCCCUCCAUCAUUUGACCACCGCCUUGAAACCGGGACCAUUUUCCAACAGUAUCUGCAAAAAACCACCAACCGACAUGGACGAUUUGCGUCGGCGCGCCGAUAAGUACAUGCAGAUGAAGGAACUUGCGGAAUUUCGCAAUCAAGCCAGGGCCGAGGUGGCGGCCAAGACCGAGAAGCCUGCCGAGAGCUCUUACCGUAGCCGUCCUAAGGAUCUCGUCCCGAGGGACAAACCCAUUCGGGGACCACGGUACACUCAUUAUACUCCUUUGAACACUAGUCGAUCGGUUGUAUUAGACUAG